GACUUCUGGUUCAGCAUUUCUGAGGAAGUCGGAAGUUUCCCCUGCGCCGAACCUUGAGCUGCAUUGUGAGGAGAGCACGGAUUGUUCUGGCAGCCGCAGCAUGGUGAGCGAGGGGUUGCGCUUCACAAACGGGGAGGAGCGGUGGACCACGAAUGCAGUGACCUAUGAUGAUGUGUAUGUUGACUUCACUUGGGAAGAGUGGUCUUUGCUGGAUCCUUCCCAGAAGAGUCUCUACAGAGAUGUGAUGCUGGAGACCUACAGGAACCUCACUGCUAUAGGCUGCAAAUGGGAAGAUCAUAAUUUUGAAGAACGUUGUCAAAGUUCUAGAAGACAUGGAAGGUAUAUCCUAUGUCACGCCGGAUACAAGCCAUAUAAACAUAGGGAUAUCAAAAGAAGCAACAUACCCCUCUCCCUCUCAGAUCAAUUAGAAGAUAUAUAUUAGUCCCCACUUUGAAUGAACUUCUUCAGUAGGUUUCAAGUUUACAAGUAAAUGUUUUUACUUCUUUGAAAAUUCAGCAACAAACUCAUACUGCAGAAAAGCCCUGAAUGAAAGAAGCCAUACUGGAGAGAAACCUUCUGAAUAUACUCAAAGUGUUGAAGCUUAUUCUUAUAAUAAUCAACUUCAAAGGCAUGAAAGAAUCCAUACUGGAGAAAAACGCUAU
This is a messenger RNA of Myodes glareolus (Bank vole), 662 nucleotides long. NCBI's taxonomy places the organism in Eukaryota, Metazoa, Chordata, Mammalia, Rodentia, Cricetidae. The record is from RefSeq and is a predicted model, not a curated record.